AUGUCGGAGGACCCGUUCAGACCGGCGCUGAUCAUCGUCGACUUCCAAGAGGACUUUUGCCCACCUAAUGGCUCACUUGCCGUUGCCAACGGCCGCGACAUUCACCCUGUUGUCAACUCGUUACUGCGCCUGCCAUUCGCGACCAAGAUUGCCACAAAGGACUGGCACCCCGAGGAUCACGUCUCAUUCGCAUCGAACCAUGAAGGCAAGCAGCCCUUUGUCGAUGCCUUCGACAUCGUAAACCCGCGAAACAGCGCCGAGACAUAUCACACCCGGCUGUGGCCAGUGCACUGCGUGCAGGGGACGCCCGGCGCAGCCCUGGUGCCGGAGCUAGAUGUCUCGGCCGUUGAUAUCAUCAUCGGAAAGGGCCAGAACAAGGACAUCGAAAUGUACAGCGUCUUCUACGACCCCUUCCAAUCGCCCAGAGUGUCGGAUAGCGGGCUCGCGGCAUCUCUCAAGAACAAGGGCGUCACGGACGUCUAUGUGGUCGGGUUGGCUGCUGACUACUGUGUCAAGUGUACCGCGCUGGAUGCCCACAAGGAGGGGUUCCGGACCUUCAUCGUGGAAGAGGGCACCAGGCCGGUGGACGCCGAGAAAUGGGACGAGUGCAAGGGCGCCCUGGAGGCCAGCGGAGUGAAGAUUAUCAGCAUGGAGGGCCCGGAGAUCCGCAAGGUUGGAGCGGCUGGACGGGGAUGA
Messenger RNA from Colletotrichum orchidophilum, 696 nucleotides. RefSeq names its product isochorismatase. The coding region runs from base 1 to 696 and encodes 231 amino acids. The record is from RefSeq and is a predicted model, not a curated record. NCBI's taxonomy places the organism in Eukaryota, Fungi, Ascomycota, Sordariomycetes, Glomerellales, Glomerellaceae. The transcript is spliced from 2 exons.